Messenger RNA from Salvia miltiorrhiza (redroot sage), 1353 nucleotides. RefSeq names its product F-box/kelch-repeat protein At3g23880-like. NCBI's taxonomy places the organism in Eukaryota, Viridiplantae, Streptophyta, Magnoliopsida, Lamiales, Lamiaceae. The transcript has a single exon. The record is from RefSeq and is a predicted model, not a curated record. The coding region runs from base 169 to 1242 and encodes 357 amino acids. Gene Ontology annotation, molecular function: protein binding.
AUUUCUAAACCUAGCGCCGCUCUGUACUAUCUGCACUCCAAAAAUUUAACUUUGAAGUGAAACCCGCCGCUCCGCCGUCAGCAUCUACCCUAGCGCCGCCGGCCGCCCAGCAGCAGCCUUCUCACCGGACAGGACACAGCGAAAUCCCUCCACCUCCAGCAGCAGCAGAUGGAUCGUGAAAACACGCCUCCUCAGUUUAGGAACACAGCGAAAUCCCACCAUCUUCAUCAAGAAAUCAUCGAAGAAAUUCAGUCAAGAUUGCCGGUGAAAUCACUCUUGAGAUUCAGGUGCGUUUCGAAAUCAUGGCAGUCUUUGAUUGGCAGCAAACGCUUCAUCAAAACCCAGCAUCAAAAUUCAAUGAAAAACCCAUCUUUACCCCAUCAAAGGGUCAUUAUACAGAAGGAUCUUUCUGCUAAUCCUGUGCAAUGUUCUCUGCUAUCGGUUUUGAGCGAACAAACGAAUACUAUCCCUGCAUCUCCUCUACCCAAUCCAAUGCGAUUUCUAAUUAUGGGGAGCUGUAAUGGGUUGCUCUGCAUUCGUGAGCAUCCAAGUAUUGGGGAACAAAGUAGAUUUCACUUGUGGAACCCAUCCACUAGAAUCUCCAAGAAACUGCCACAAAUUUUUAAUUGCGGCUAUGUUAAAGCUGUGGGGUUCGGUUGGGUUGAAUCGAGUGAUGAGUACAAGGUGUUUGUGAGUUUUGGUAAUUCAGAUUAUCGUGCCCGGCAGAUAAAAUCAGUUUGUAAAGUUUAUAGUUCAAAGACAAAAUCAUGGAAAACAAUGGAGCACUGCGCGGAUUUAUAUUCAUGUGGUGUAACGGGGAUAUUUGCAGGUGGGAAGCUUUACUGGAAGAACGGACAUGAAAAAGUUAUUACUUUCUUGGACUUGAAGAGUGAGGUGUUUGGAAGGAUUGAGAUUCCCCUCGGUCAAGAGAAGUACUGUGUUGUGGGUGUGCUUGGUGGUUUCCUUUGUGCGCUAUGUUAUAUUGACUCGUCUAGAGAAGUCGUUCGAGUUUGGGUUAUGAAGGAAGAAGCUUGGAAGAGAGUGGCGACGUUUGCUAAUCUUGUUGAGCUUCUUCAGCCAGCACCAUUGGUGGUGGGUCCAAAGGGCGAGAUUUUGGUAAAUUUUGGAUCCAUCUUGUUGGUUUACGAUCGUCAGGAUAAUGUUUUCCGCUGCCCUGAGGUUAAUUUCCGUUACAGUCCACGUGUCUACGUUGAAAGUUUAGUCUCGCCAGAAGAUGUAUGAAAGCUUGAAAUAAAAUCUUAGGACAUGAUGAUGAGUGAUUUCAUAGCAUGCUAUUUCUUGACAAUAUUAUGUUUAGUAUACAUAUAGUUUGAUUUGAUUAUGCAUAAAUGG